UGACUGGGCCUGCUACCAAUUGCAUACGGCUUCUCUUUCGCGCAGUAGUUUCUGGGAAAUUGAGUCCGUACUCUAAAUAAUUCAAGCCCUCGUUCCCUUCUCCUGCACAGCUAACAAGAUGCCGGCCGUACAUCACAAACUGCUCCUGGAGGACGCUUUACAGGACAGUCCUCAGACUCGCUCUUUGCUCAGUGUGUUUGAGGAAGAUGUGGGAAUGCUUACAGACUACACCAACCAGCUGCUACAAUCAAUGCAGCGGGUGUUCGGAGCACAGAGUGAGAUGGGACUGGCCACAGAGCAGCUCUCAAAGCAACUUUUGGAAUACGAAAAGAAAAAUUUUGCCCUUGGAAGAGGUGAUGAGGAGGUAAUCACCACGCUGCAAAACUUCGCCAAAACUGUAGGGCAGCUGAAUGCACUCCACUCCGAGCUAGCUAACCAGAUGGCUGACAGCAUGGUCUUCCCCUUGAUCCAGUUCCGAGAGAAAGACCUCACAGAGAUAAGCACACUGAAGGAAAUAUUUGCCAUUGGAACUGAUGAGCAUGAGGCAGCUAUGGUCAAGUACAGUCGAUUGCCCAAGAAGAAGGAAAAUGAGAAGUUGAAGGCGGACUUGGUGAAGGAGGUGGCUUACACCAGAAGAAAGCAGCACCAGGCCUCACUGCAGUAUUAUUGUGCCCUCAAUGCCCUGCAGUAUCGCAAGAGAGUAGCUAUGCUUGAACCAAUGCUAGGCUACACUCAGGCACAGAUCAGCUUCUUUAAGAAAGGCUUUGAGCUGGUGUCAAAGAAGAUGGACUGUUUUCUCGCUUCUGUUUCCAACAUGACACAAAGCAUCCAGGCCCAGCUGGACUCAGAGGCGGAGGCCAUGCGAGUGUCCCACAGGGAGCUUCUGUCUGUGGAAGACACUGUCUACAUGCCAGAUAAGGACACAGAGCCUGUCAAUCGCACGCUUAUCCAGAAGGCUGGCUACCUCAACAUUCGGAAUAAAACAGGCCUAGUGACCACAGCCUGGGAUCGUCUGUAUUUCUUCACCCAGGGAGGGAAUCUCAUGUGCCAGCCGCGGGGGGCUGUAGCAGGAGGCAUGGUGCUGGACCUGGAUAACAGCUCUGUCAUGGCGGUGGAUUGUGAGGACAGACGUUACUGUUUUCAGAUAACUUCCCCUUCAGGAAAAACGUCAAUGAUUCUACAAGCCGAGAGCAAAAAAGAGUAUGAAGAAUGGAUUUGCACUGUGAACAACAUCUCCAGACAGAUCUACCUGACUGACAACCCAGAGGCUGUGGCUAUCCGACUGAACCAAACCGCCAUCCAGGCAGUGACUCCCAUCACCAGCUUUGAGAAGAGACAAGACGGCUCACCCAACCCCGACAGAGCUAAGCCAGGAGGUGUUCAUACUACCAGCAGUGGUUCUCAGAAAACAGGAGUUGCCCCAGAACCAGAGGACCUAAUAGCCCCGGGGACGCCCAUUCAGUUUGACAUCAUGCUGCCUGCGUCCGAAUUUCAGGACCAGAACAGAACUGGGGGGAGACGCACAAACCCAUUUGGAGAAACAGAAGACGACUGUUCGACAGAUACUGAUGACUCCCUGCUUCAGCAGGUAUUCGCUGUGCGCUUCCUGGGCUCCAUGGCGGUUCGCUGCGGCGACAAUCAGGAAGUGAUCUACGAGGCCAUGAGGCAAGUGCUGGCUGCCCGAGCCAUUCACAACAUCUUCAGGACCACAGAGGCCCACCUCAUGGUCACCAGCAGUAGCCUCAGGUUGAUAGACCCACAGACUCAAGUUACAAGACUAAGUUUCCAGCUUGGAGAAGUGUGUCAAUUCGCAGCCCACCAGGAGAAUGGGAGGCUGAUGGGAUUUGUGGUUGAAAGCAGAGACUGGAGCGAUGGAGACGAGGAGGGAGAACCAUCGUUUAGCGCCUUCGUCUUUGAGAGCAACACGGAGGGCGAAAAGAUAUGUUACACCAUAAACCUGGCAAAGGAGAUUACAGAAGCUAAGAAGGACCCGGAAGCCCUGGCCCAGCUAAUGAAGAACAUGCCUCUAACCAAUGAUGGCAAGUUCCUGCUGCUUGAGCCUGAGACGGGUGACACGACCGAAGGAGCAGGACAAGAAGAUCUGGAGUCUGAAGCCUAGUUCCGGUUAGAUUAUUCUCCCACCUAACCACCCCCAAAAAAGAUGAGCCAGUCAAAACCAGGGCCACAGUUCUGCUUUUGCCCCAGAGGUUUCAUUCUGAUGCCCAGCCCUAACUCUGGUACUGUGACAUCAAUAUUAGAUAGGCCACAUCCACCAACCCUCAGUAACUACAUCUCUCUCUCUCUCUCUCUCUUUUGCUGUGCUAAAAUCUUAAGAUGUUGACAUGGGUUUGACCAGACACACAUACAUACAUACAUACAUACAUACAUACAUACAUACAUACAUACAUACAUACAUACAUACAUACAUACAUACAUACAUCUAAAAAGAACUUAUUUUCGCCCGUGCUCAGACUGCAACAUCAGUCUUUGCAUGUGGAGUUUGUCUUUGCACCACUGUAGGUGGUGCGCACAUCAAAAGGGACACCACAUAGAUACUGGAUGCGUUUUCAUCGUCUCCUAAAAUCCCGAGCCAUUUAACAGAGUGGUGACUCAUUUUCUUUCAGUUUAGGUUUACAUUUAUUUUUAGGUUUACAUAGUUUGAAGUGGUUUUUUGUGUUUGGAGAAUUUAAUCCCUUUACCUUACUUUGCUUGUUAACACGUAUGUGAGGCUCUUACGCAAAUACUUUGGCAUUCAUUCCUUGAUUAUUUAUGAAAGAAAACGUUACUGCACUUUGAGGUUUGUGUUUGUGUAACACCAUCAAAUUACCACCGAAUGUACUAAUUGACAGGAUUGGAGACUUUUAUGAUAGUGUAGGAUAGUUGAAAUGACAUCAGCUCCUUUUAUCCUUAGAGCAGCCGCUCUUGCCUAGUUUAAUAUUUUUAUCCUUUUAGCCUCGUAAUGUGUGUCUCAAAGCAGGGUACACACUUGGCAAAACAUUUUCUUCUCGGCUCUCUUGCCACUGUGAAGUUAGACUUGGCACCCUGGCUAUCUUAAGCCUUCCCACUAAACUGAAUUACUUUUAUGCUCGACAUUUUCCUCGGCUACCUAUGUAAACAAGUUCUAAGAUGAUUUGUAUGUCAGCGGGAAACGGCCCAGAAACGACUUCACGCUCGUUUCCCCAAAAGCCCGUGUAAAUAUGAUCUGUCUAUGUAUGUUUAACCAGAGUCAAUAUGCUAGGAUCUAUUGCAGUGCAUGAUUAAAUAAUGGCAUUCAAUCUAGUUCCCUCUGCAGAAGAUUAAAGCUUAUACUAUGAGCACUGAGCCGUAACGCUAAAAGAGAAUCAACUCAACUGUCACAGUCCACAGUGCACUUGUGUGUGGGGGGGGAAAGCAAUUUGCUCUUCUUUACAUAUGAAUGCUAAUCAGAGCAGAACAACUAAUGGUAACGCAACCUGUGAAAUUCAUCGCCCCCUCUGGAUGCCGCCGCAGUUUUGUUCAUUUUCAGUCCGUUUGAGCUGCGACACAAAUCUUGAUGGACAGCGGCAGCCUAUGCAGUGUCAGUGUGUGACCGUGUUUAGAAAAGGCAAAGGUGAAAAGAAACUGGCUGGAAGUAGAACUUGAAAGUUGCAGCGUGGUGACCAGUGCAGUCAGUUUGUGCCAGAAUCGCCGUGCCAGAAGCAGAAACAUGUCACACAUUUUAUUUAGAACUUGGAGCUGCACUAACAAAAAUUGUUCGACUGCUCAUCACCCUACGCAUCGGAAUUACAAGUUUGAUUUGCAAAGAGAAUUUCUUUUUGUUUUCUUAGAGGAAGUUUAAAAAAAGACCAUCCUGGUUUACUUAACCGACAAGGUAGAUCUUGUUUGCAUACAAAAAUCAACACCCAUGUAGCAGAUGGUAAUUGACAGACUAAUGCUUCCUUUCAUUCAGGUCAGAAAUCUCUAAAUUGAACAUUUUAAACUCGAGCUGGCGACGUUCCACACUGAUGUCAGGCGUAAAUACUCAGCUUCUUACAGCAGGCAGCAUUUUAAUAUUUAUGUCAUGGAUACAUUCGAGAAGAGGAAGAUAUAAAAAGUCUGUUAAGAACAUUAUAUACAAACUAGUGUCCAAUCAAGUACAUGUUUAAGAUGGCUUAUGACACUUACUAACCCAGGCAACGUGUAAAUAGGACCAAAGGCAGAUUAAUAGAGCUUCCAGGAUCUAUACCCCGCCCCCGCUAUCUCAUAAUCAUGAGAUUCUCUCAUAAUUUAAACCCAUCUAAAUAAAAGUGGGCUGCACCAAACAAAAAUGAUAAUUGGGUUAAAUAUACCAACCAAAUGAAGAAGUGCAUGUUUGGAUUCACUGGGAGAGAGCUAAUUGAUUAGUUGGUGUGGAUGUUUAUGGCAUGUAUUGAUUCAGACAGUAAACGGGUAAUGAGGAUUACAGAUCACCUGUCAGAAAUGUGCAGUAGUCAGAAGCACAUUCAAGCUCACCAGAGCAUUAGAAGAGCGAGUCUCGCACUUCCAAGGGAACAACUGCUAUCUGGGCAAUUUGUCAGAAUAGCUUUUUUUUUUUUCCUUUUUCUUUUAAUGGCUGAGUUCCCAGAGUUGACUCAUGAACUCGUGGUGCCGCUUGUAGCCAGAAGAAUACACACGUAAACACCGACUCUGUUCCAGGAAACCAAGCACAUUUCCCUAAACGUCGACUAACUUUGUGGCCUGAUUGGAAACUCCAAACUGGCAGGCUGUUUGAUGCGGCAUAGAUAAAGCAGUUUAUCCAAUAUCCUCCUUUCUCAGGGGACGGCAGAGGCACUUUAAUUACACCUUUACUAAAAUUGUGCUUAGUGCAGUGGCCAACAGUGAGUAGUUUGGGGUUUGAUGAUUCACAUAUAAGCGGGUGCCUGUGCUUUUGCUGAGCAGUGGCUUAAUUGGUGAGAUUUGCUCUAAAUGCUUCUACCCAGUCACAAAAAGAAAUCUUAGUGUGUAGAGGCUGAUGCAGCCCAUUAUGCUCAUUACAGCUGUGCUGCAUAGUCUUGACAUAUUCUCUUGUAAGUAAUGCACAGUCAGUAAAAAUGUGGGUUAUGAAGUUGUAGAAAAUAAAUUUCUGUAAUAUAGCAAGGAUGGCAUUUUCUCCCUUUUUCCUGUCUUUUUGUAAAAGGCUGAAGUUGCCACUACCCGUACAGCUUUGCACUUAAUUUGUCCUAAUUUUCUAGAACUGUGUAAACAUGCAUCCUUUAAUAAACAUGAGUCAUUUUUCUUA
This is a messenger RNA of Haplochromis burtoni (Burton's mouthbrooder), 5236 nucleotides long. RefSeq names its product adaptor protein, phosphotyrosine interaction, PH domain and leucine zipper containing 2 (gene appl2). The transcript has 21 exons. Bases 119 to 2119 code for a protein of 666 amino acids. Gene Ontology annotation, molecular function: protein binding. Gene Ontology annotation, biological process: signaling. The record is from RefSeq and is a predicted model, not a curated record. NCBI's taxonomy places the organism in Eukaryota, Metazoa, Chordata, Actinopteri, Cichliformes, Cichlidae. Gene Ontology annotation, cellular component: endosome membrane; cytoplasm.